AUGGAAACUGAUGAGGCAUAUGUAGGCUUUGAUCUCUGUACGACACCGCUGUCCAGUCUUGCUCAGAAGAUUAUGUCUGCUAUGCAUGCAGUUGAGUUAGUGGAUUCUGAGAAUUUGAGAGAGAGUGGAAAGACUGCAGAAGUCACAAGCAAAUCCAGUGUUAAGUCUCCAGUAUUACUUGAAGAUGUGAAGACUCAGUCACUGUGGGAAAAGGAUCUUACUUCUUCAACAAACCAAGUGUCAAGAACUUGUCUCAAGCUCCCCCCUCAGCUGACCACCAUCAGACUCACAGAUGAGCUGUCUCCUGACCCAGUCCAGAAGAGUGUCAACUCACUAGCUCUUUUCCAUUGUCCAGUCCCACAAUGUCAUCAGGAGGCUUCAGUUCUACAGAAAAGGGAGUGUAAAAGAAAGCGUUUCCUAAAAGAAAAUAUCAGUGAAAAUGACAAUAAGAAAAGCAUGAAUCUUAAGAAAACACAUAUAACAUCUAAUAAUCCAUCAGAGAAAACAAGUAAACAUACAGCAUUGGAAGAUGAGAAGGAGGUUGAAGCCUACCUAAAUUCUGGGAAUUUAAGUGCAUUUAAAAACCACUUUUAUGAUAUUAAGUAUUUGGAAGAUUUGGAGAAAAGUCAGCUGAUAGAAAUGCUCAAACAGGCAGCAGCUUUGGUGGUAACAUUGAUGUAUAAGGACGGUUCGACCCAACUAAGAACUGAACAGGCUACAGUUUCUUCUGUUAAAGGAAUUGUAAUAUUUCUGAAGAACCACAUGGAAGAAGACAGUGGUUCUCUGGAUGCCUCAGCCUCUGAUGGUGUUCGUGGGGAGCCCAUUUCAGAUGAUAAGUAUAUUUACAUAAAGAUAGAACAUUCUUCUAUUUGGGACCAGGAACAAGAGAUACAUAUUCAAUUUGCCAGGAAAGUACUAUUUCAAACCCUGAAAUGUAAAUGUCCUGUUAUAUGCUUUAAUGCGAAAGAUUUUGUGAGAGCUGUGCUUCAGUUUUUUGGUGAUGACGGCAGCUGGAAGCAUGUUGCUGAUUUUGUAGGGUUGGAUCCCAGGAUUGCUGCAUGGCUUAUAGAUCCCAGGGAUGCUGUGCCUUCCUUUGAAGAUUUAGUGGUGAAAUACUUGGAAAAACCCAUCACAGUGAGAGUAAACAGCACAUACGGAAAUUCAUCAAGAAAUAUUGUGAAUCAGAACGUAUGUGUCAACCUGAGGAUACUCUACAGACUUACGAUGGACCUUUGCUCUAAACUGAAGGUUUAUGGAUUAUGGCAGCUAUUUUGUAUGCUGGAGCUUCCUUUGAUACCGAUUUUGGCAGUGAUGGAAAGCCAGAGCAUUCAGAUAAACAAGGAAGAAAUGGAGCGAACUUCAGCUCUGCUUGGGUCCCGUCUCAAGGAGCUGGAACAAGAAGCCCAUUUUGUUGCAGGAGAACGGUUUCUUAUAACAAGUAACAAUCAGCUCCGAGAGAUUCUCUUUGACAAAUUAAAGCUGCACCAACAGAAGACUCUGCCUAAAACAGCGCUGCAGAAACAGCCGUCCACCUCUGAGGCCGUGUUGAACCUUCUGCAAGACCUUCACCCAUUACCCAAGAUAAUUUUGGAAUAUAGGCAGGUUCACAAACUCAAGUCAACCUUUGUAGAUGGACUGCUGGCGUGCCUGAAGAAGGGCUUCAUUUCGUCUACGUGGAACCAGACUGGAACUGUGACUGGAAGACUUUCCUCCAAGCACCCCAAUAUCCAAGGUAUCUCCAAGCAUCCCAUUCAAAUUACUAAACCUCAGAAUUUUAAAGGGAAAGAAGAUGAGACCCUCACCAUCUCCCCCAGGACCAUGUUUGUUUCAUCCAAAGGCCACACCUUCCUGGCAGCAGACUUUUCACAGAUUGAAUUGCGCAUUCUUGCACACUUAUCUGGUGACCCAGAACUUCUGAAGUUGUUCCAGGAUUCUGAGAGGGAUGAUGUCUUUUCUGCCCUGACCUCACAAUGGAAAGACAUUCCCAUGGAGCACGUGAACUGCAUGGACAGAGAGCAGACCAAGAAGGUGGUGUACUCGGUGGUCUACGGAGCAGGGAAGGAGCGACUCGCUGCUUGCCUUGGAGUGACUGUUCAUGAAGCUGCCCAGUUUUUGGAGAGUUUUUUGCAGAAAUACAAAAAAAUCAAGGACUUUGCCCAAGCAACUAUUACCCAGUGUCACCAGACAGGGUUCGUGGCGUCCAUCAUGGGCAGAAGGAGACCCCUGCCAAGCAUCCAUUCACAGGACCAGCAGCUGCGGGCACAAGCAGAGCGGCAGGCAGUGAACUUCAUUGUUCAAGGCUCCGCUGCCGACCUCUGCAAGCUGGCCAUGGUCCACAUCUUCGCUGCAGUGGCCACUUCGCCCACCCUGACGGCCAGGCUGGUUGCCCAAAUCCAUGACGAGCUCCUGUUUGAGGUGGAAGACCUACAGGUCCCCGAGUUUGCAGCUCUCGUGAGAGCCACCAUGGAGUCUUUGCAGCAUGUCCAGGCCCUGGAGCUGCAGCUAAAGGUGCCCCUGAGGGUGACUCUGAGCGCCGGCCGCACAUGGGGCUGCCUGACCCCGCUGUAGGAGGCCCUGGGCCCAGCCCCAUGGCUCCCCCGGAACAACACACCAAGUCUCCAAGCAACACCCAGGCCACUGCUGCCAGGGAACUGCUUCAUGCGGCUCCAAGUUCAAGUUAACCCCUACAAGGUGGCCUGGUCACCCAAGUAA
This is a messenger RNA of Chrysochloris asiatica (Cape golden mole), 2712 nucleotides long. It is a transcript of the gene POLN, whose product is annotated as polymerase (DNA directed) nu. The record is from RefSeq and is a predicted model, not a curated record. Gene Ontology annotation, molecular function: DNA-directed DNA polymerase activity; DNA binding. NCBI's taxonomy places the organism in Eukaryota, Metazoa, Chordata, Mammalia, Afrosoricida, Chrysochloridae. Gene Ontology annotation, biological process: double-strand break repair; DNA-templated DNA replication. The transcript has 25 exons.